Messenger RNA from Prunus mume (Japanese apricot), 3074 nucleotides. Its product is annotated as beta-galactosidase 5. Lineage: Eukaryota; Viridiplantae; Streptophyta; Magnoliopsida; Rosales; Rosaceae. Gene Ontology annotation, biological process: carbohydrate metabolic process. Gene Ontology annotation, molecular function: hydrolase activity, hydrolyzing O-glycosyl compounds; carbohydrate binding. The record is from RefSeq and is a predicted model, not a curated record.
AUAUUAAAGUAGUUAAUAGUAAGUAUCAGACAGCUAUUUGAACUAGUUUUUGUACGUACAAACCAAAGGCCGGGCAGAGUUGCUGUCAGUGUCACUCUGUCAUUGCAGAGUUAUAGAUCAGAAGCUCAGAGCUUCAUUCUCACUUUGCCUUUCCAAACAUUUCCAGCAUUCUAAAGCUCUCUUUUCAAAUUUCCCUCCACAUAUCAGACAUGGAAACUCACUUGGUUUCCAAGCUCUUAACUCUGUUCUUGAUGACCUUGUUUAUAAGUUCUGAGCUGAUCCAGUGCACCACCGUCACCUACGAUAAGAAGGCCAUUAUCAUCAAUGGCCAGAGAAGAUUACUAAUUUCUGGCUCAAUUCACUAUCCCAGAAGCACCCCUGAAAUGUGGGAAGGUCUUAUACAGAAAGCCAAAGACGGAGGCUUGGAUGUCAUUGACACCUACGUUUUCUGGAAUGGUCAUGAACCUUCUCCUGGCAAUUACAAUUUUGAGGGGAGAUACGAUCUCGUACGGUUCAUAAAGACAGUACAGAAAGCAGGGCUCUACCUUCAUCUGCGCAUUGGACCUUAUGUUUGUGCAGAGUGGAAUUUUGGAGGAUUUCCGGUUUGGCUGAAAUAUGUCCCUGGUAUCAGCUUCAGAACAAAUAAUGGGCCAUUCAAGAUGGCAAUGCAAGGGUUCACCCAGAAAAUUGUCCAGAUGAUGAAAAAUGAAAAGCUAUUUGCAUCACAAGGUGGUCCCAUCAUCCUUUCCCAGAUUGAGAAUGAGUAUGGGCCAGAGAGCAAGGCACUUGGAGCUGCUGGUCAUGCCUACAUUAAUUGGGCUGCCAAAAUGGCUGUUGCAUUGGAUACAGGAGUUCCAUGGGUGAUGUGCAAGGAAGAUGAUGCCCCAGACCCUAUGAUAAAUGCAUGUAAUGGUUUUUACUGCGAUGGCUUCUCUCCCAACAAACCUUACAAGCCUACCAUGUGGACCGAGGCUUGGAGCGGCUGGUUUACAGAGUUUGGCGGCACAAUUCACCAUCGACCUGUUCAAGAUUUGGCAUUUUCAGUUGCUCGCUUCAUACAGAAGGGUGGCUCAUAUAUUAACUACUACAUGUAUCAUGGAGGAACCAACUUUGGACGCACUGCUGGAGGCCCAUUCAUUACAACCAGUUAUGACUAUGAUGCUCCCAUUGAUGAAUAUGGUUUGAUCAGACAACCUAAAUAUGGUCAUCUGAAGGAGCUCCAUAAGGCGAUCAAGCUUUGUGAACAUGCUUUAGUUUCUUCAGAUCCUACUGUUACUUCAUUAGGAACCUAUCAGCAGGCUUAUGUAUUCAAUUCAGGACCAAGAAGAUGUGCAGCUUUUCUCUCAAACUUCCAUUCAACAGGAACAAGGGUGACUUUUAAUAACAUGCACUAUGAUUUGCCUGCUUGGUCAAUUAGCAUCCUUCCUGAUUGCAGAAAUGUAGUAUUUAACACUGCAAAGGUGGGAGUUCAAACUUCACGGGUGCAGAUGAUCCCAACGAAUAGUCCGUUGUUUUCAUGGCAGACUUAUGAUGAAGAUGUUUCUUCUCUACAUGAGAGAUCAAGCAUAGCAGCUGGUGGACUUCUAGAGCAGAUAAAUGUCACUAGAGAUACUAGUGACUAUCUGUGGUACAUGACCAAUGUUGACAUCAGUUCAUCAGAGCUCCGUGGAGGGAAAAAGCCUACUCUCACUGUGCAGUCAGCAGGUCAUGCCCUCCAUGUUUUCGUCAACGGACAGUUUUCAGGGUCAGCCUUCGGAACUAGGGAGCAAAGGCAAUUCACAUUUGCUAAACCAGUCCACCUCCGUGCCGGAAUAAAUAAAAUUGCACUCCUCAGCAUAGCUGUUGGAUUACCGAAUGUUGGGUUGCACUAUGAGUCAUGGAAAACAGGAAUCCUGGGUCCAGUUUUUCUGGACGGUCUUGGCCAGGGAAGGAAAGACUUAACAAUGCAGAAGUGGUUCAACAAGGUUGGCCUUAAAGGAGAAGCAAUGGAUUUGGUCUCUCCAAAUGGAGGGUCAUCGGUUGAUUGGAUCCGAGGCUCGCUAGCUACCCAAACCAAACAGACAUUGAAAUGGUAUAAGGCUUAUUUUAAUGCACCUGGAGGAGAUGAGCCAUUGGCUUUGGACAUGCGGAGCAUGGGCAAGGGUCAAGUAUGGAUCAACGGUCAGAGCAUAGGCAGAUACUGGAUGGCUUAUGCCAAUGGUGACUGCAGUUUGUGCAGCUACAUUGGGACAUUCCGGCCGACGAAGUGUCAACUUGGCUGUGGCCAACCAACUCAGCGAUGGUACCAUGUUCCUCGGUCCUGGUUAAAGCCAACAAAAAAUCUGAUGGUAAUGUUUGAGGAACUCGGUGGGGAUCCAUCAAAGAUAACCCUGGUGAAGAGAUCAGUGGCAGGUGUUUGUGCUGAUUUACAAGAACACCACCCAAACGCCGAAAAAUUCGAUAUUGACAGCCAUGAAGAAUCUAAAACGCUUCACCAGGCCCAGGUUCAUCUGCAGUGUGUGCCAGGGCAGUCUAUCUCGAGCAUUAAGUUUGCAAGUUUUGGAACUCCUACUGGUACUUGCGGGAGUUUCCAGCAAGGAACGUGUCAUGCGACCAACUCUCAUGCCAUUGUAGAGAAGAAUUGUAUCGGUCGUGAGAGUUGCUUAGUUACUGUAUCGAAUAGCAUAUUUGGGACAGAUCCAUGCCCGAAUGUACUCAAGCGGCUAUCAGUUGAAGCUGUUUGUUCAACAGGAAUUACUACCAAUCAACCUGAUUCAAGGAGAUGAAUACGCUGUAAAAGGAGGCACAUCGUGCAAAGCCAUGAAGCAAAGAAUCAAGACAAAGGGAGGCAUACUUACAGAUGAAGAUUCUACAUUGAAUUGGCCAAUCUCUAUCUAUCAGAAUAGUCUUUGGAUUCACUUUGUGUUUGUGUAUAGUUAGUUUGUUAAAGGCAAGUGCUUUUGCCUCAAGUAAGCUUUUAAAAGCAUAGUUUGUUAAGUAAAGGCAAGUGCUUUUGCCUCGAGGUUUGAUUAGAUUGGCUCCGGUUUUGACUGUCAUUCCAAAAUAUACUCAAUGCAAAAUCUUAUUGUUUUCAA